AUGAGAAAAGUUUAAGGUUAUUCUAUUGAGAAUGAUCCUAUAGGGAAAGGGUAGUUCGGAAAAGUCUUCAGAUGCUUUCAUAAGUCUAAACCUUAAAAGAAGUUUGCUGUCAAGGUUAUUCACAAGCCAUAACUUACUCCUCGACUUUUCCAUAAUCUAAAGAAUGAGAUUAAUAUCUUGACGAAGAUUUAAAGUCCAUACGUAAUUCAAUUGUAUGACUUAUAGAGAACUGAAAACAACUACUACCUUAUUAUGCAAUUAUGCAAUGGUGGUGAUCUAGAUAAUCUCAAGAAUCUUAGAGGAAGAUUUAAAGAGCAGGAAGCAAGAAUAAUUUUACAAUAAAUUGUUAUGGGCUUCAAGGAGAUUUACAAAAAGGAGGUGAUGCAUCGAGAUCUCAAAUUAGCAAAUAUUUUAGUUCAUUUCAAAGACCCUCAGGUUCAAGCCGCAGAGUAAAUUAGUAAUUUGUAAGAGAGAAAGGAAUAAGUUGAAUUAAUACUAAGAGACAUAGAUCUUAUUAAUACGAACUUCUAAAUAAAAAUUGCAGAUCUUGGUUUCGCACGAGAGUUAUCACAUGAAGAUGUCACUUAAACCACGUGUGGCACUCCUAUCGUGAUGGCUCCAGAAGUCCUUAACGGUAGGAAGUAUAAUCAUAAGGCUGACGUGUGGUCCUUAGGAAUCAUAUUCUUUGAAAUGAUCACAGGAUUUAUGCCAUUUACUGGUCAGAAUAAAGAGGAACUCAAGAAAAAUCUAGAAAAAGGAACCUAUAAAUUUCCUAAGAAACUAAGAAUGUCAAUACAAGGUUUGGAUUUUUUGAAUUGUUGUUUGCAAUUUGAUUCUAGCAAAAGAAUGUCGUGGUCUUAGCUUAUAGAUCAUCCCUAUAUCAAAUUUCAACAUAAUAGUCAAGAUAAUGAUGAGCUUAUUCAUCUCUCAUAUUGUGAGUACUAAGGUUAGUACAUUAAGAAAGAAAUUUUGAAAUAACAGAAUAAAUAGAAUGUUAUUGACUCCACAUAGUUAAUGAUGAAUAAUCCUUAUACAUAUCUUAAUGAGAAAAACGCUAUUCUUUUAAACGUCAAGGAUCCAUCGAAAUUUAAGCAGAUAUACGAAGAUACUCUAAAAAAGCAUUUAAGAAAGAAGAACUAUGAUAACAUAACUUCUGAUUAACCAAUAAUGAAAAUCAAUAAAAAAAACACAGACCUGCUUUCUCAAACAGAGGUUGCCAAAUAGCUAAAUGGAAUGAACAAGAAUAUGCCAGAUCCAGUGUUCAAUCAAGGAGAUGAUAGUGAUGAUGAUGACUCAGAAGAUUAUGACUCGGAAGAAGAGUAGAAAGAGCAUCAUUCCAAUGAAGACAAUCCUGAAGAUGAGCAUAGCUAAGGCUAUCAAUUUAAUGCAAACAGUUCUUAGAUGGAUUUUUUUGAUAUUGAGGCAAUAAAGCGCAAAGCAUAAUAAAUUGAAGAGUAAAAAUAACAGGAGAAAUUAGCAUUUGAGGCUUCUAAACAGUACAUACUUGAUGAGAGAAUAGAUCCUAGAUUUAUACCUUUUAAUACAUAAGCCAGCUAAAAUGAUUAGCCCAGAUAGAAACCUCAAGUAUAGUCCAAGCAACAAAAACGCUAGAGCGAUUAGGAUUUUGAAAUCGUAGAUUCUCGAAGAAUUUAAGAAAACGAAGCAAACAACAACUAAAAUUUUGAAAAUAUAAGAAUCAACUAGCAGAAUUAAAACAAUACAGGCAAAACUUAUUUUUAGUAGCCAUUCUUUUGA
Molecule: messenger RNA, 1755 nt
Organism: Stylonychia lemnae
Lineage: Eukaryota; Ciliophora; Spirotrichea; Sporadotrichida; Oxytrichidae
Source: the annotation of a GenBank genome assembly